CGCAUUUAAAACACAAUUUUUAAAGACACCCACCUCUUGACAACUUUCUUGCACCGCCUCCCAACCAUGCGCGCGCCGCUGCCACGAGCUGGGCUCCAGCCUCUGUGGCAAGCCAUUGGGUCGUGGACGCGAUGUAGCUGCCGUCCAGUGUCCACAGAGUCGAUACGCUCCACGAAGGUGCUGUUGUCUGACUUUGCGGACAAGCACCAGUCUGCAUCUUCCACCGUGUCAUUGAUCCAACAAGUACUGACAACUCCACAACAUGCUGCAGACCUGUCACGGCUGCGCGAGGCAACCAGUCAUUCGACAUUGUGGGAGGACCCAGUUGAAGCGGCGGGUCUUUUGCAGCAGCUGAGUGUGUUGGAAAAGCGUGAUGCAGUGGCGGCGCAACUCUUGCAAACCCUCAAUGACACCAAGGAGCUGUUUGACAUGGCCAUGGACGAGAACGAUGUGAAUCUUCUCCGCGAUUGCGUUGAGACAGUGGGUGCGGCCGACGUCACAGCCAAAGCAUUGCGCGCCGAGCUGCUACUGUCCGAGCCCACUGACUCGUCGUCGUGUUUCCUCGAGAUUCACGCUGGAGCUGGCGGCACCGAGAGCGGCGACUGGGUUGAAAUGCUCUUGCGGAUGUACUCGAGAUGGACAGAAUCGCAUCCAGAUGGGUAUCGAGUGGAGGUCGUGCAUGCAGUGCUGGGCGAAGAAGCGGGCUACCGGUCGGUGUGUUUGCGCAUUGAAGGAAGUUACGCAUACGGGUGGCUCAAGACCGAAGGGGGCGUCCACCGUCUCGUUCGCAUUUCUCCGUUCGACAACCAAUCCCGCCGGCACACGUCGUUUGCCCAAGUGCGGGUAUUUCCACUGGCCGUUCACGGCGGCGCGAAAGCGACUGCUGCCGCGAUGGAAAUAUUUGCCAAGGACUUGCGCAUUGACACAUAUCGAGCGUCCGGUCCAGGUGGACAGCACGUGAACAAGACUGAAAGCGCGAUCCGCAUUACGCACUUGCCAACCAACAUCGUUGUGCAAUGCCAGUCCGAUCGAUCGCAGCACCGCAACAAAGACACUGCGAUGGACAUGCUCCGUGCGCGACUUCUUCAGCUGGAGCUGCUGAAAGAGGACGAAGAGAAGAAGAAAUACACACAGGGCUUGGGUGAUAAUACGUGGGGGAGCCAGAUUCGGUCGUACGUAUUGCAUCCUUACAAGGUAUGUUGAUGGUUGGUUCAGCUAAGCAUUCAUGCGACUUCGACCUAGAUGGUCAAGGACCACCGAACGAACAUGUCAACCUCCGACGCCAAAGGCGUUCUCGAUGGUGACAUAUCUCCAUUCAUCCAAGAAGUGCUCCUCGCCACAGCAUCGAUUAAACCUCCAACCUAAUCCCAUCUACGUCGCCUACCUGCA
Molecule: messenger RNA, 1389 nt
Organism: Aphanomyces invadans
Lineage: Eukaryota; Oomycota; Saprolegniomycetes; Saprolegniales; Verrucalvaceae
Product: peptide chain release factor 2, variant
Exons: 11
Coding region: 67-1203 (378 amino acids)
Biological process (GO): translational termination
Cellular component (GO): cytoplasm
Molecular function (GO): translation release factor activity, codon specific
Source: RefSeq, a predicted model, not a curated record